Molecule: messenger RNA, 3642 nt
Organism: Didymodactylos carnosus
Lineage: Eukaryota; Metazoa; Rotifera; Eurotatoria; Philodinida; Philodinidae
Source: the annotation of a GenBank genome assembly
AUGACAAGUGUUUAUUUAGAUGUGAACGUUAUUGGACACGAUGGUGAAACGCCGUUGCACAUGGUUUCUCGUCAUGAAAAACCUUCGGACCUCGAUAAUACGAAUCAAAUGGGUGUUAUCGAAUAUUUAUAUACUAAAGGAGCAAAAUUAUCUCAACAAGAUGAAGAGGGCAGAACAAGUUUGCACCAUGCUGUUAUGAGACGAUCGUGUCUUGAAAAUGCAAAACAAUUGAUUACGUUAAUAAAAGAUCAUGAACGUAGAAAUGUUGUGAUGGCAGAUGGAAAAAAGAAAAAGAUAUUAAAUGAACCAGAAGAAUCGUUAAUUAAUGCACGAGAUGCUCAAAAUGGAACACCGCUUCAUUUCGUAUGCCGUUUUGUUGAUACCGAUGCACAAGAUAAUGUCUCAGAAAAUAUUGUACAAUUACUAAUUGAUAAUGGAGCACAGGUGGAUGCUGUAGAUAAAAAUUAUUGUACACCGCUACAUUAUUGUUCUCGUCGACAAUUUGGAGUUGAAAAUGUGAUGACGUUGCUAAACGCUGCUGCACAAAAAGAACAACAAUUAAAUAAUUCAAUAAAUAUGAAAUCAACAACAGUUCAAGAAUAUAUUGAAAUACAAGAUAAAAAUAACAAUACCGCAUUAUGUUUAGCAGCUGAACAUGGUUGUGAAGAAACUGUUAAAAUAUUAUUGAAGAACAAAGCUCAACGUAACGCACGAGGAAAAGAAUUUUAUCAACCAAUACAUUUAGCAGCAAAAUCCGGUAAUGUCAGAGUAUUAGAAAUUUUAUUAGAUGAUGCAUCAAUGAAUGUUCAAAAGUUACCAGUAACAUCAAAUAAAGAAACACCAUUACAUGUUGCGUGUCAAUAUAAUCGUACGGGUGCUGUACAAUAUUUAAUACAAUCACUUACAAAGAAUAAAACAAGCAUUACAGAUCAUAUUGAACACGCUGACAAUAAAGAUUAUACACCUCUAUUAACAGCUGCCUAUUAUGAUCAUAUUGAUUGUGUUAGAACAUUAGUUAAAAAUGGUGCUAUUAUGACCGAUGUUAAGGAUGAUGAGGAAAGAAAUAUAUUACAAAUAUGUGCUAAACGACUAAGUAUAAAUGUUUUAAAAGAAAUUGUGCUUCAAAUCCCUGAAACAAAGCUAUAUGAGAUGGUCAAGAAUUGUGAUAAAUUUGGUAAUAAUCCGUUGCAUUCAAUUGGUCGAGCCAAUAAUAGUCACAUACAUUCGCCUGAUAUUGAAAGAAGAGAAGUAGAAGUAUGUCAAUUAUUAUUAAAUACAUUCAGGGGUAACCAACAGUCAUCUACAACGGAGCCAGAAAAAGAUACCGGAAAAGAUACAUUUAUUAAACAUUCAAUUGAAAUGAUUAUGAAAAGAAAUAACGAUUACCGAACACCAUUACAUGAAGCAUGUUUCAGAGGAAAAGUGGCACUUAUACGGUAUUUAUUAGAAAAAAUUAUUACAAAAGAGCGGCACAGUGUAUUAGAAGUUGUUGAUGAUGAAUUGAAAACUGCCUUACAUAUUGCUGCUGAUGUUGGUGAGUUUAAUCGUGCGCUUACAGGAGAAGAAUUUCUGAAAGUAUUAAUUGAAAGCACUGUUUAUAAUGUCGUCUGGAACGUGUUACUAGAAUGUCAAGUUGAAAUUGUCAAACUGUUAAUUGACUAUGGUGCAAAUAUUGAAGCACGAGAUAUGAAUGAUUCAACGCCAUUACAUGGAGCUUGUUCUAGAAAUCAAUAUCGUUGUGCUAAAUUAUUAAUUAAAAAUCAUGCACCAUUAGAUGAUAUUGAUGAAAAAGGUUGUACUCCACUUCAUCUAGCAAGUAUGAAUGGUCAUCGAAAAAUUGUGAAACUUCUACUUGAAAAUAAGGCUAAUGUAACAAUUCAAAAUACAAAAGAAUUUAACAGUUUAGAAGUAGGCAUAAUGAAUGAUCAACAAUUUGUUGUACAAGAAUUCAUUUCACAUACAUCAUGGAUGAAAUCAAUGAAAAAUGCUCAAUUGAGAACAUUUAUCACAGGUCAUGAACCAGAAAUAGAUACACCAUUGAGAAAAUUAAUUCGCUUAAUGCCAACAAAAGCUGAAGAAGUUUUGAAACGUUGUAUAACAAGAUUGGGAAAUGAAGAAACAACAGAUUAUACAGUACGUUACAAUUAUGAAUUAUUGGAAGAUCAAUUUGCCAGUUGGGUACCAGGUAAUGAGAAGAAAAAAGGUAAUUCUGCUGAAAAACGAACAUCAAAAAGUUGGCGUUGGUGGAUUAAUAAUUGUCUAAUGAGACGAUCUAAUUCCAUUUCGGUUGAACAAACAGCUGAUCAACAAUCGGCAACAUCAUUACGGUCAUCACAUGAACACAAGCGUAACGCACUACAACAUAAUCAUCCAUUAUAUAUAAUGGCUAUUAAUGAACGUGAAGAUUUAAUUAAAAAUGAAUUAGUUGAUCGUUUAAUACAACGUAAAUGGUCACAAUUUACGCGUUUGGUAUUCAUAAUAACAUUAACAUUUUAUUUAUGGUUUUUGGCUUGUUUUACGGCCACAAUAUUAAAUAUAAAGCAUUCGCAAUACUAUUAUUUGUUGUUCAAUUAUAAUAUAACUGAUACAACGUGUGAAGCUAUUGCGAAUCUAUUACAAAAUUCACAACAAAAUCCGUCUGGUGAUGGUGUAAAACAGUCAUCAGAUUAUGUUUUAAAAUAUAUGUUAUUAAGUCUGAUUGCAUGCCAUCUAUUUAAAUAUCUGUAUUUAAUUGUUCAACAUUGGCAAUAUGUACUUUCUAAAAGUAGUCUUUUAGAAUUAACAUCAUUAGCUUUGUGUUUGUACUAUUCACAAGAUUGGUAUUCAUGGCAAAUGAAUGUUAAAUUAAGAUGUCCAGAACAAUGGUCAGUUGGUAUAUUACUAUCAUGGUUAACAUUAGUAACAUAUAUUCAAUUUACUCCCACACACGGUUUAUUUAUUGCGAUGUUAGAAAUAAUAAUAACAAAUUUUCUAUGGUUUUUUCCCAUUCUAUUGUUAUUAGUUGUAUCAUUUGGCUUUCCCUAUUACAUGCUAUUACAGAAUCAACUUAUAUUCAUAACACCGAUCGAAUCGAUAAUUCGUUCUUACAUAAUGCUAAACGAUGUUGGUUAUGAAUCUCAUAUGUACACAGAUGCGACUGGCUUACCUAUCUAUCGUCCAAUUACGUUCAUUAUAUAUGUUAUUUACGCAUCAUUAAUGUUUAUAUUGAUAAAUAAUCUGUUGAUAGGUUUUGCUGUUGGUGAAAUUGGACCAAUGAUGAGUCGUGCCAAAUUUAAACGUAGUCAAUUAAGAAUUAUAUUGAUAAGUGAAUAUGAAGUUAUAAUGCCAAUGAAAUUAUUACAAUAUUUUGCACAAAAAAAUAGAAAUGAAGUUGUACUACCACAUAAAAUAAAAUGGUAUAACAAACCAUUUGAAGCAAUGAAACGAUUUUUUGAAGGUAAUAAAAAAAAAGAAUUAUGCGAUGAACAAUCAACAGAUGAUUCUAAUCGAGAACAAUUAGAUAAUAUUGCUUUUGAUCAAGAAAAAACCAAAGAAGAUAUUCAAAAAAUACAAAAUGACAUUAAAGAUAUACAAGUAUAUAUGAAACAAAUGAAUGAAAAAAUAUGCUCGAAAUUUGAUAAAUUAAUUAAAGAAAAAAUGUAA